This is a messenger RNA of Mucor velutinosus, 525 nucleotides long. It is a transcript of the gene hrp3, whose product is annotated as ATP-dependent DNA helicase Hrp3. Bases 1 to 525 code for a protein of 174 amino acids. The transcript has 2 exons. Lineage: Eukaryota; Fungi; Mucoromycota; Mucoromycetes; Mucorales; Mucoraceae. The record is from RefSeq and is a predicted model, not a curated record.
AUGAAUCAUCAUUCAUCAUUGGUUUCCAACAUGUCUGAAUUCUAUGGGUUCUGUCGCGAGGAGGAGGAAACCACGUUUGAGGAUGCCCUCGAGGAGUACGAGUCGAGUAAGAAGGCCAAUGAGGAGAACAAUACUGCCGAAACUCAACGUCGUCCCAAUGAUGGAGAACGCGAGAAGCGCCGUGGAGCCACCCACACCAUCCAUGAUCAUGUAGCGCAACAACUGCAACGCCAAACCACAGCCAGCCAGUCAACCGCUUCUCAUGGCAGCCAGAUCAGUAAUGCCGAGUCGUCCGCAAUGGAAGUCGAUCCCAAGACCCUGCAACGCACUCCUCAUAGUAGCGAUGCUUCCAAGCAUGCUCCACUAGCUUCGUCUUUGUACAUGCAUGUGGAUUCUCAGGCAAGUGUCGCCAGCGUUUCCUCUCUCAAUGGUUUUCAGUCUGAUGUGCUCCCUCUCCGCCGUCAUUCUAUGAGCUCGACGUCCAUGUCGCAGCCUCAAGUGUAUCAUGUCGCCCAUAGGGCAUAA